AUGGAUGGACCUCGCAUUGCUCAUCCACCGACGCCCAGGCAGAAAGAAGAGGUGCACCUCGUAGGGGCUGAUUAUGGGUCGGUGGAAACGAGAAUUGGGCAACUCAGGGACAUUGCGCUGAGACUAAAUUCAUUCGAUGCGGUGGUUAAAUUACUUCAACCAAAGGCUGUAUUCUCGCCGAAGGCUACUUUCCCUCGAAUGCGUUCGGCGUUGGGUAGCUGGACAGCAACGAGGUUUGCUGCAGCGGGGAGCCGUCACGGCCAAUAUCUCUCGAACUCUCGCACCAUUCCAGGAAGGAAAUAA
Histoplasma capsulatum G186AR is the source of this 303-nucleotide messenger RNA. RefSeq lists its product as uncharacterized. NCBI's taxonomy places the organism in Eukaryota, Fungi, Ascomycota, Eurotiomycetes, Onygenales, Ajellomycetaceae. The transcript has 3 exons. The record is from RefSeq and is a predicted model, not a curated record. Bases 1 to 303 code for a protein of 100 amino acids.